Molecule: messenger RNA, 3358 nt
Organism: Eriocheir sinensis (Chinese mitten crab)
Lineage: Eukaryota; Metazoa; Arthropoda; Malacostraca; Decapoda; Varunidae
Product: histone-binding protein N1/N2-like
Exons: 12
Coding region: 113-1642 (509 amino acids)
Biological process (GO): CENP-A containing chromatin assembly; DNA replication-dependent chromatin assembly
Cellular component (GO): nucleoplasm
Molecular function (GO): histone binding
Source: RefSeq, a predicted model, not a curated record
CGACAUCCCGUCACUGGCAGUCUGGCACUCGUCACGCUGAAAGGAGGCAGAAAGUCUGCGGCGUCCCUCGCUUUGGCACUGUUCUGUCCUGUUCCUGGCACUCCCCGGCAUCAUGGCCACCACCAGCCCCUCUACCAAGGCCCCGGCGGACUCCACGACGGCCCCGGCAGCCCCCACAGAGCAGGAAGUGAACACAAGGAGCACGGCCUUCAACCACUUCUCCCAGGGCAAGCGUCACCUGCUGGUUGGGGACUUCAAGUCAGCCGUCAGCGCCUUCAAGGAGGCGACAGUGGCCCUGGCUGAGCUGUAUGGGGAGCAGGCGCCCGAGUGUGGUGACGCCUACUACCACUACGGCCGUGCCUUGCUAGAGCUGGCUCGCAAGGAGGCCGGCGUGCUGGGUGGGGACCUGGACGGGGGCAGCAGCCAGGAAGGAAGCACAGGGGAGGAAGAGGAUGAUGAUGAGGAAGAAAGUGAGGAGUCCCAGGAAGAGGAGGAUGGAGAAAAGAAAGAGGAGGGAGGGGACAAUGAGGAGGAGGAGGAGGGAAAGGAGGAAGCUGCCGAUGGUAAAAAGAAGGCGAAGAAGGAAGGAGAAGGAGCUGAGGAAGGAGAGGGCGAGAACACAGAGGAGGAGGAGGAGGUGUCCACCCUGCAGUGUGCCUGGGAGUGGCUGGACGUGGCGCGGGUCAUCUUUGACAAACAGGACGAGACCCCAGAAAUAUCCAAGAAGCGAGCCCAGAUCCGCCUCAGCCUUGGAGAAGUUUGCAUGGAGAGUGAGGACUACGAGGGUGCCAUCAGUGAGUUCCAGAAGUGCCUUGCCAUCCAGGGGGAGGUGCUGGAGAAGGAUGACCGCUGCCUUGCCGAGACCCACUACCAGCUUGGGUUGGGCCACUGCUUCUCUGACAACUUUGACGACGCUGUGACGCACUUCAAGGCCGCCGUUGAGGUCAUCCAGCUCAAGAUCAAGAACCUGAAGGCACGCGUCGAGGAGAAGAACACCUGGAGCAAGGAACGGAAGGAGAAAGAGUUGGCGGAGAGCAAGGACGUCUUCUACACGGAGGAGGGUGAGAUCGAGGACCUUGAGCAGCUGUUGCCAGACAUCCAGCACAAGAUUGUGGACAUGGAGGAGAUGAAGGCAGCCUCUGCCGAGCGAUUCCAGCAGGUGGCGGCCAAGGCCUUGCUGCUGGGUCGUGGUGAGAUAGCAGGCUCGUCAGGCUCCUCGGGGACAUCAUCAUCAGCAGCAGCAACAUCAGCAGCAGCGUCAGCCUCAGCGUCAGCCUCGGCGUCAGUGUUCUCCCAGGCAAGGGACAGCGAGGAGGUGUCCCCAAGCAAGGCUUCUGAUGCCAAGCAACUGUCGACCCUCCAAGUGCGGCGUAAGCGGAAACCCGAGGAAGAGGAAGCGUCGGAAGAAAAGAAGAAACAGCGGCUGGAGAAUGGCGUCAAGAGUGAGGCUGAGGGUGAGGCCAACAAGCCCAGCACCAACACCAGCAACGCCACACCCGCCAAGCCCAUCGCCAUCAAGAGGAAGGUGGUGCAGAAUGGCAAGGACGCAAGUGAGUCUCCCUCCAAGCAGUCCGAGUCUUCCUCCAAAACAGAAUCUUCUUCAUCCGCCCCAUCCUUGCCGACUCCUCAGGAUGUCAAAUAAUAGUGGUCGUCGCUCCUAGGCCUCACAUUAUAUUUUUUAUAGUUUUGUUGUGAUAGUGGCAAUAUUUUUUUUUUUUUUUUUUUUUUUUCGUGUUUGUGUGUGAGUGUAUGCCUUCAGAGAGAUGGAAAACCAGUGAUUUUUUCCACAAAUCAGACUUUUCAUUUAGUUUUUAAGCAUAAAAUCUCCAGUGUGUGUGUGUGUUCCUGCUUGCAUCUGUGUGUAUGUGUACAUGUAUGUGUGUGUGUGUGCGUGUAUAUUUCAAUAGUGUAUGUCUUUGAUACCACUUGAGAAUCCACAGGAAUAAAAAAAAGUAUGUUGUGGAAAAUAUUGCUUCCAGUUAUGAAUGUUUUAUGCUAUGUUGGGAGGAAGGAACGGAGGAAGGGUUUUCUGAGCACUGGUGGUGUGGUGGUGGCAGGGGUGAAGCGGCCAGCAGUGUGCAGAAAGGCUAUCUGUGUGUGUGUGUGUGUUUUGUGCUGUGUUGGGAGGACAGAAAGGAGGAAGGGUUUUUUGAGCAUUGGUGUGGUGAUGGCAGGGGUGAGGCAGCCAGCAGUGUGUGGAAAGGCUACUGUGGGUGUGUGGGUGUGUGUGUUUUGUGCUGUGUUGGGAGGACAGAAAGGAGGAAGGAUUUUUUGAGCAUUGGUGUGGUGAUGGCAGGGGUGAGGCAGCCAGCAGUGUGUGGAAAGGCUACUGUGGGUGUGUGGGUGUGUGUGUUUUGUAUCUUCCAUCACCAGUGUUGUGUUGCGGCAGCCACCAUUGUCAGUGUUCUCAUGUAUUGCUGCUGCCAAUAUUGUAGUCAUUUGUUACCACCAGUGUUGCAGACAUCAGAGAGUACAAGUGCUCCCAUUAGUGCAAAUAUCAGUGAGCAUAAGUAUUGCCGGCAGCUGCCACCACUAAUUUAUAUGGGGUCUGCCACCGGUAAUGUUCAAGGGGGCUGCCACUACCAAUGUUUAAGGGACUGCCACCACUAAUGUUUAAGGAGGCUACCACCAAUAAUGUUCAAGGGGGCUGCCACCACUAAUAUUUAAGGGGGCUGCCACCACUAAUGUUUAAGGGGAGUGCCACCACUAAUGUUUAAGGGGAGUGCCACCACUAAUGUUUGAGGAGGCUGCCACCAAUAAUGUUUAAGGAGGCUACCACCAAUAAUGUUCAAGGGGGCUGCCACCACCAAUGUUUAAGGGGAGUGCCACCACUAAUGUUUAAGGAGGCUGCUACAAAUAAUGUUCAAGGGGGCUGCCACCACUAAUAUUUAAGGGGGCUGCCACCAACGUUUAAGGGGAGUGCCACCACUAAUGUUUAAGGAGGCUGCCACCAAUAAUGUUCAAGGGGGCUGCCAUCACUAAUAUUUAAGGGGGCUGCCACCACCAAUGUUUAAGGGGAGUGCCACCAGUAAUGUUUAAGGAGGCUGCCACCAAUAAUUUUCAAGGGGGCUGCCACCACUAAUAUUUAAGGGGAGUGCCACCACUAAUAUUUAAGGGGGCUGCCACCAAUAAUGUUCAGGGGGGCUGCCACCACUAAUAUUUAAGGGGGCUGCCACCACUAAUAUUUAAGGGGGCUGCCACCACCAAUGUUUAAGGGGAGUGCCACCAGUAAUGUUGCAGUCAGCCAUCACCAUCACACAUGACACAUCUGCCAGCCGUCGUCACUGUCAUCGUUUUUUGGCACCAACUUUUUACCGUUCGUGUUUUCAAGUUUUUUAAGAAUAAAUGUUCACAGCUC